This is a messenger RNA of Cylindrotheca closterium, 969 nucleotides long. Lineage: Eukaryota; Bacillariophyta; Bacillariophyceae; Bacillariales; Bacillariaceae. The record is from the annotation of a GenBank genome assembly.
AUGACCCAACUUGAUAUAGAAUCAAAGGCUUUGGACCAAGAGAAUCAAAGAUCUGGGUUCGAUGAGAAAGCUCGAGCAAGAGAAGAAAAGAGGAAUGCCAAUGAAGCCUUUGUGGAAAAACGAAUCAGUGCUUCAACCGGACAUAAUCCUCGUAAAUCUUCGUCGAGCAGAGAUUCGAUAUCUAGUGGAAAACGCAGGUCGUCCACUGAAGGCACUAGAGUAGAAAAGGUGGAUCGAGAUAUUUUCAGGCCAGAAAACCAUGGGCGUGAUGGUCAGCAGCCGAUCGAAGAACCAGUCGGUGCAUUUUCUGUGCGUGAACGAGAGUAUUCAAAUUCUAUUCGCAACAACGAAGCUCAUGUAGAGCCCAGUGAGAACUUGGCCAUUGCCUCCGUUGUUGUUCCAGAUGAGAACAUUGCGGACAAGAAGGUCAAUGACACUGAAAAGAUGAACAGCAUUGAAAACAAACAAUUGUCUCCAAAAAGCAUGGCAAUCUUUGCAAUUGUUGCACUUGUGGUAAUUGUGAUUGGUGUCGUAGCGGCCGUGGUGCUUACCGGCGAAGAAGAGAAUGGUGGAAAUGCAGCCUCGGUUUCCUCAAAGAGAAAGACAGCUCUUCUUAUUGUCGACGUCCAAGACUGCUUCAUAGGAAGUGCAAGUGUUACUGCAAACGGACAAGUUGGCUCUCUUCCUGUUGCAGGCUCGGAGGAAAUUAUCCCAAUCAUCAACAGAAUCCGAGACGAAAAAAGUUGCCUCUUUGAUCUCGUAGUCAGAACACAAGACUUCCAUCCAACCAAGCAUAUUUCCUUUGCUUCGACAUUUGGUCUUGAGCCAUAUGUGCAUAUCACAGGAGGUAAGGGAGAGCUUGAACUGAAAUGUGUCAACAUCGGGGAAGGCUCUUGUUGCCCAGAAGCUUUGAUUGCGAGCGGAAUCUUUGCCCCAACCGAGCUAAAAUGGAGCUGGAUGGAACAUUGA